UCUGAGAUUCUGAAGUGUCAGAAAGAGCGCAGAUAGACCCAGAAAGUGUUGACCAUUUUUUCCACUAGUAAAGUUUUCCAAGUAGUACGUACCAUGUUAGGCAUGUCAUCAUUUUCAACGCAGUUUGUGCAAAGUCCGAACCUACCUCCUCGUUUUCAUCAUCAUGUUCAGUGGAAUUUUAGCCAAGAUGUUUCAAAGGUUCCAAGAACACAUGUGGUCUGUAGCAUUACCAAAUCACAACUUGGUUACGAUAAAACAUUGGCAUCAAGAUUUCAUUAUGCUGCCAGAUUUUCUGUCUCACGACAAUCUGAAACAAAAUCAAUCGCAUAUAGGAGAAUGACAUGUACUAAUGCCAAGGAAAAUUAUCAGGACAACAUUGGAAACAUCUGCCCAAAAUGCUGCUGUGGUGCAUGCAAUAUAAAUACCCUCCAACAUAGCAUGCUUUUGCAUGCAUAUUCUCUAAUUGUUGCUAUUGUGUUAUCACUGUCUUUUUGAGGCCAUCUUUCUAGCUAUUUAAGAAAAUGGCAAUUGAGCAGCACAAGGAUGUGGAGAGUGGAUAUUUGCAAGAGCCCUUCAUUCAACCAGAGGAGGUUGCUUGUAAAGAAGUUGGAUCAGAUAAGAGUGUGGAAAAUGGAUCCAUUGGAAUGGUUUUGCUCAGCACACUUGUUGCCGUUUGUGGUUCUUUCACAUUUGGAAAUUGUGUGGGCUAUUCAUCGCCCACUCAAGCGGCUAUAAGGGAAGAUCUCAGUCUAUCUCUUGCUGAGUUUUCCAUGUUUGGUUCAUUAGUGACCAUUGGUGCUAUGCUUGGGGCUAUAACCAGCGGCCGGAUUACAGAUUUCAUUGGCCGCAAAGGGGCUAUGAGGAUUUCAACGGGAUUUUGCAUUACUGGAUGGUUAGCUGUCUUCUUCUCAAAGGGUUCUUACUCCCUUGACCUGGGAAGAUUUUUCACAGGGUACGGCAUUGGACUUAUAUCAUACGUGGUUCCUGUAUAUAUAGCAGAAAUAGCACCCAAAAAUCUUCGAGGAGGACUUGCAACAACAAAUCAGCUUUUGAUUGUUACUGGAGCGUCAGUCUCAUUCUUAUUAGGAAGUGUCAUACAUUGGAGAAAACUUGCACUAGCGGGGUUAGUGCCUUGCAUUUGCUUGCUGAUUGGUUUGUGCUUUAUCCCUGAGUCCCCCAGAUGGCUGGCUAAGGUUGGCCGUGAAAAAGAAUUUCAACUAGCUUUAAGGAGACUUCGGGGUAAAGAUGUUGAUAUUUCUGAUGAAGCUGCUGAAAUUCUGGACUCUAUUGAAACUCUUCGAAGCCUUCCUAAGAUUAAGCUGUUGGAUUUGUUCCAAAGCAAACAUGUGCGCUCUGUAGUUAUUGGGGUCGGGUUGAUGGUAUGCCAACAAUUUGUUGGAAUUAAUGGCAUAGGAUUCUACACAGCCGAGACUUUUAUAGCAGCUGGACUUUCUUCAGGAAAAGCUGGUACCAUAGCAUAUGCUUGUUUGCAGGUUCCAUUUACUGUAUUGGGAGCCAUUUUGAUGGAUAAGUCUGGAAGGAGACCUCUUAUGAUGGUUUCCGCAACUGGGACAUUCUUAGGUUGCUUUAUUGCCGCUAUUGCUUUCUUUCUCAAGGACCAAAGCUUAAUGCUUGAGUGCGCACCGAUAUUUGCAGUUGCUGGUGUGUUGAUCUACAUAGCAGCAUAUUCAAUUGGUGUAGGACCAGUUCCUUGGGUGAUAAUGUCAGAGAUCUUUCCCAUUCAUGUGAAGGGAAUUGCUGGAAGCUUGGUGGUUUUGGCUAAUUGGCUAGGAGCUUGGAUAGUUUCGUAUACUUUCAACUCUCUUAUGAGCUGGAGUUCUCCUGGUACUUUGUUUUUGUAUGCUGGAAGUUCCCUCUUAACUAUUCUGUUUGUCACAAAAUUAGUCCCAGAAACCAAAGGAAAAACUUUGGAAGAGAUUCAGGCUUGGAUUAGUCCAUAGAGAUAAAAGAGCAAAACCACGCAGCAACAGUCAAGACCUUGUCAAAUCAUUACCACCAUCAUUUGUAAAAUUCUUUUAGAUACAUUUAAAAACGUCAAGGCAUAAAAUAACAGUGUGCCAUAUCCAUUUUUUUGUUGUAUAGUAGUAAUAAUAAUAAUGCAUCAUAUUAGCUUA
Glycine soja is the source of this 2135-nucleotide messenger RNA. RefSeq names its product sugar transporter ERD6-like 16. Lineage: Eukaryota; Viridiplantae; Streptophyta; Magnoliopsida; Fabales; Fabaceae. Bases 522 to 1961 code for a protein of 479 amino acids. The record is from RefSeq and is a predicted model, not a curated record. Gene Ontology annotation, biological process: transmembrane transport; carbohydrate transport. Gene Ontology annotation, molecular function: sugar transmembrane transporter activity. The transcript is spliced from 20 exons. Gene Ontology annotation, cellular component: membrane.